UCCCGUCCUCUCCGGUCCUGCGCUCCUGCCGGCCGAGAGGAACCGGAGCGGAACCGGAGCGGCGCUGUGUGGCGCGGCUCUUGCGCUUUUCCUCGCUCUCCUUGCAGUCUGUUGCCUAUAAAAGCGCUCCGCCAGACCGGGUCCUUAAAAAGCAGGAGGAGCCGCUGCGAAUAGAUAGGGCGGCACUCAGUGCGCGCGCAAGCAAACGACAGGUGCGCCAUACAGCCAGCAGGUCGAUGGCAGACAGUCCGCUCUCAGGGUCCAGUCCGGCCGGGCUCCCCUGGUAUGUGGCCGGCUCUCAGGUCCUGGGCCUUGCCUGCGUGGUCAUCACUGGCGUGUGGAUGGGACGCUACCGGGGUGGCUUCGCCUGGGACGGCUCCAGUCACGAGUUCAACGUUCACCCGCUCUGCAUGGUCCUGGCGCUGGUCUUCCUUUACGGAGAUGCGAUCAUGGUCUACCGGGUGUUUCGUAACGAAAGCAAGCGCAGCGUGAAGAUUUUACACGCCGUCAUCCACCUCAUUGCCCUCGUCAUUGCUGUGGUGGGUUUUGUAGCAGUUUUUGACUUCCAUCGCAGUGCCAAGAUCCCCAACAUGUACUCCCUGCACAGCUGGUGUGGCAUGGUGACGUUCAUCCUCUUCUCUUUGCAGUGGCUGAUGGGUCUGAGCUUCUUCCUGUUUAGCAGAGCCUCUGCUCAGCUUCGCAGCUGGUACCUCUCUCUGCACGUCUUCUUUGGCCUGACUCUACUCGCUCUGUCCAUCGCCACCUGCUUGCUGGGAAUCGCAGAGAGUGCGAUCUUCAACAUCAUGCCCGAGUAUGUCAGGUUUGCUCCAGAAGGAGUGCUGGCUAACACUCUGGGGCUGCUGCUGGUGGGGUUUGGGGUCGUUGUGGGUUAUGUUGUGACACGGGACGAUUUCCGGCGACCCCAGCACCCCGAGGAGGAAGCCUUGUCCAUGCACUUCAAAACCCUGACGGAGGGCGGAAGUCCCAAUUCCCCCUAACUUCUCUUCCUUGUAACUCUUUGGUCUGCCAAAACUGAAUGGAGAUCAGUGAAAGAAGAGUAUAGCUUUAGGUAACGUAUAUACCCUGAACAGAUGGAUCUCUAAUUUCAGCCCUGCAGACUUAAAGGUGUCUUCAGUUCUGUUACGUGCCUAUUAAGACAGUGAGUCUAAGUUGGAUGUCCUUAUUUAUGUAGUUUUCAUACAUCCAUGCCUCUAUGCGACUGGCUUGGUGUCAAAAUGCAUGAUUGUGAUGUUGCUUUCAAAUAAAAUGUCUCGUUUUGUGAAAAUCAUACCGUAAGUUUUACGAGUGUGAGUUUAAAGUGGCAAAA
This is a messenger RNA of Scleropages formosus (Asian bonytongue), 1327 nucleotides long. RefSeq names its product cytochrome b561 (gene cyb561). The record is from RefSeq and is a predicted model, not a curated record. Gene Ontology annotation, molecular function: oxidoreductase activity. Bases 237 to 998 code for a protein of 253 amino acids. Gene Ontology annotation, cellular component: lysosomal membrane. Lineage: Eukaryota; Metazoa; Chordata; Actinopteri; Osteoglossiformes; Osteoglossidae. The transcript is spliced from 6 exons.